UUCACUCUUUACUCCAAGUUGAAGGGCAAUAAACUGGACUUCCAUCUCGCAAUGGCGCCCCCUUCUUCUCAAAGCGUCUACGAAUCCUUUCUGGCCAAAGUUCGCGCGGAAUUCAAGGACCCAAAUCGAGUAAAAGGUGAUCAAUAUGGGGCUUUUGGAAAGAUGAUGGAUGUCUCCCUAGUGAACGAGGGCCCUGUCACAAUAACUCUCGAUUCUCGCACAAGAGGCAGCCCACCAUCCGACCCCCUCUCCACUUCAACUUCCUCUGGCGACAAUCGGAAGGCAGGAAAUGAUGAUGAUGAUGAUGAUUAUGAUGAAAAUGGGACAAAGUGA
Molecule: messenger RNA, 333 nt
Organism: Rodentolepis nana
Lineage: Eukaryota; Metazoa; Platyhelminthes; Cestoda; Cyclophyllidea; Hymenolepididae
Source: the annotation of a GenBank genome assembly